Messenger RNA from Salvia miltiorrhiza (redroot sage), 677 nucleotides. RefSeq lists its product as uncharacterized. Bases 184 to 429 code for a protein of 81 amino acids. The record is from RefSeq and is a predicted model, not a curated record. NCBI's taxonomy places the organism in Eukaryota, Viridiplantae, Streptophyta, Magnoliopsida, Lamiales, Lamiaceae. The transcript has 3 exons.
UAAUUUAUCUAUUUUUAUAGCAAGAAAAGAUUCACUAAACGGGCUCUUUUUUUGGGCCUGGCAGUACAAAUUUGUAAUCAAAUGUGGCCCAUACAGGGCAGGGCCUAUGAAAUAUUUCAGGCGUCGUCGUCAUUGUAAUACAACUCAGUGAAAAACUUGCAGGCAGAGAGAGAGAGAGAGGAGAUGGCAAUCAGCGCGACUAUGUUCGGAGCCCUACUGGGAAUGGGGACCCAGAUGUACUCUAACGCUCUCCGCAAGCUCCCUUACAUGCGCCAUCCGUGGGAGCAUGUGCUGGGAAUGGGUUUGGGGGCGCUAUUCGUUAACCAAUUGAUCAAGUUCGAUGCAAAGGCUCAGGAGGAUCUCGACAAAUUGCUCAUCAAGGCCAAAGAAGCCAACGAACGCCGCUACUUUGAUGAUGAUGAAGAAUAAACUUUCGGCAUCAAGAGGCUUUAGGUCAUUUUCUUUGGAUAUUGUGUUUGGAGAUGAUGAUGAAGAAUAAAAGAUGUUGGAAGUGUUAGCUCUUUCGUAUCAUAAUUACUUUUCUGCAAAGAAUUGUUAGCCUAAUUUUGUACUAGGCUGCAUGGGCUUGCGCUUAUUUUAUAUUCUACACACUUUUUCCCUGCAUUCAUCAUUAACAAAAUUAAUGCAAGCAUACUGCGCAAAAAGUUGUGAGAAAA